This is a messenger RNA of Paramecium tetraurelia, 2172 nucleotides long. RefSeq lists its product as uncharacterized. Lineage: Eukaryota; Ciliophora; Oligohymenophorea; Peniculida; Parameciidae. The transcript has a single exon. The record is from RefSeq and is a predicted model, not a curated record.
AUGGAAGCAAAGAAUAAAACUAAACCAAAAUCAACUAAAUAAAAAGCAAAGCUUUAGUAAAUUAUGUCAAUCAGUUUUGAAAAUAUCCAAAAAAAGAAAAAUUAGCCAGAAAAUCAAAAUGCCCAAAUUUAAGAAGAUUAAGAUGAAUAAGCAUAAUAGUUUUAGAAAAUUUCAGAAGAUGAAUAUUAAAAUUAAUUAGAUGCUUAUUAUCAAGAAUAGAAUAAAAGAUUUUCCUUUAGUUAACCAAUGCCUGAUUUGUAUUAGGUUUAAUAACCGUAACAAUAGCAUUAAUAUUAAUAAUUAUUGAAUAAGUAAUAAGAUGUUCAAGCAUCACCUAAAAACAAACAAUCCUAAAAUUAAAACUAUUCCCAAUAGAUUUACAGAUAGCAAUAGUAAUAGCUGUAGUAAGAAUAGAAUAUCAAUGAAUCACAUUUCACUAAUAUUACCUAGUAAAGUCCUGUAUUUAUUCCAUAACUUCCCAUAAAGUAGACGGUCUAACAAUAACUUGAUAGGAGCACUAAAAAAUCAAGUCAUCAACAUGAGGAAUUAUUUUAAAUUACCUCAUAAUUGAAUGACAGUUAAGACAUACCACAAAUGAAAAAGAUGUCCAUAAAAUCUGAACACAUUAAGAAAUAAUCCAGAUAAAAUAAUUCAAAUACAAAUAAUAUUAGUAACAUUUUAGAUAACUUUUUAAGUCAUCGAUAAAAGGUAACUGAUUAAUCUGGACUUUAUUAAUCAGAAUUAUUUGAAAAUGCCUAAUUUUAACAUUUUGGUGGAGGUUAAAAUGAAUAAUCUGUAAUUUAAUAAUAAUCUCUUUUAUAAUCUAUACAUAAUGAAACCAUAGAGAUUGUUAAAGAUCAAAUCUAAUAAUAUCAUUUUGAUGAUAUUUAUUAAAAUGCAAGGAAUGAUCAUUCUUUGCAAAAGUCACUAGUGAAUGAUAAAGAUGAGGAAGACUUAGAUAAUUUAUUAUAAGAUUUAUAUGAAUGUACGACAAAAUAAAUUCCAAAAUAAAUCAUAGAAUCUAGUCCAAAACUGGUGAAUUAGCAGACAAAGGAAAUAAUGAACAAUGUCUUUGAAAAUGUUCCCUAAGAUAAAUAAUAAUAAAAUGCUAAACCUGUUUCCUAUCUAACAGGAAGUAAAAUAAUUAGCGAGUAAAAAAAUGAGGAUUAGAGUCCUGCGUAUAAAAAUAAGCUUGAGGAUGAAGUAACCAAAUUUUCCACUUAAGAAUAAAAUAAGAAGAUGAAAAUUGAAGAUUUUUUUAGUAAUAAAUAGUAAUCUUCUUCUAAUCAAUAGAAAGAUUAAGUGGUUAAAAACCAAUAAAAUAGUAAUAAAGAAACAUUUCAGUAUUAAUCUAUAUAAGACAAGUUGAAAAAUUCAAUUUAGACCAAAGAGGCUGAGAAUAAAAAUGUUUAAUAAUAAUCAUCACAAAUGAGUUUCAACACUAAACCUUUUUAAAUAAGUUCUACUGAUAGAAAUUACAAAGUAAAAUAAAGCUUUGGAUAUGAACUAACAUUUAGAUAGCCUCAAAAACAUUUACUCACUAUUUCACAAUAUCUUUUUAAAUAUUCAAAAUUAAUACAAGAACCUAAUUUGAAAAGAUUAUCAGAAAUCAAGGUUGAUACUGUUAUUGGUAAUAAUAAAAAUCAUUAAAUAAUAUGUGAAUAAUAUGAUGCUUAAUAAUUCAAAGACCUAUUGAAAGAAAAGGAUGCUGAGUUUUAUUAAUUGUGUUCUACAAAUUUUAUCCUAUUUUAAUAGGGAGAUUCUAAUGAGAGUAAUUCAGUCUGGGUAAAAUGCUAUAUGUUAUCUGAAAAUCUAUUAUCUUACUUAUUUUCUUUAGGAUUUAUUGUUGAUGAUGUCAAUUUUCAAAGCAUCUUAAAAGAGACUUAUUUAUAUUAAGAAAAAAAUAAGAAAGACAAAUACUAAUUGGAUUUGGAGGCUGCUUAUUAUAGUGUAUAUUAAUCUUUUAAAUUGAUUUAUGCAGAUUUCAACAAAUUAUUGGAGGUAGUAAAGUUUUUUUCAGAUCAAGAAACCAAUCUAAUUGAAAUAUCCACAGCCAAAUUAGUAUUGAGUAAAAUGAUGAAUGAGUAGUAAAUGAAUAAUGUUUUUAAAUGGCCAGACUCUUCUGUUAAAUAUGAUUAAUUGUUUAAAGUUUUAACUUUGUUACCCUAUUGA